CUGCACGUCUCCCGCUUCGUCCGCCGGAAUCCGGCCGGAAUUUCCUUCGCCGGCCGGAAAUCACCGGAAACACCCCCUCUUCGGCAAACCCAAAAACCAAGAGAGAGAAAAUGAGGAGAGAGAGGAGCUAUGCAUGUGCCACUUCAAAGUUCCUUUUUAGAGAGAGAGAGAGAGUGAUUCGGAGAUGACGACGCUGACGAAGAACGCUAAGAUGCUUACGUGUACAACAUAAUGCGUAGCCUUUAGAGAGAGAAAGAGAGAGAGAUAUGCUUUUGCGUGCCAUAUAUAAAGCUCCGAUCGGCAUUGAGCGCUCAUUUGGGGGCCCUCUCUCUUUGGCCUUCUCUCUCUCUAGAAUCUCUACUCCCGGUAAGAGUAGCAGUUACAGUGGGAAAGUUGGUGUGAGAAAGGCGAUGCCUACUGGUGCUUCGGACAAUGGCGCCCUGCGUUCUUUUGGCCUGAACGAGUCGACGUUUCUAGCGAGCUUGAUGCCGAAGAAGGAGAUCGGUGCUGAUCGAUUCCUUGAAGCUCAUCCUGAGUAUGAUGGGCGUGGCGCCAUUGUUGCAAUUUUUGAUAGUGGAGUUGAUCCAGCUGCUGCUGGUUUGCAGGUGACCUCAGAUGGAAAGCCCAAAAUCAUAGACAUCAUUGAUUGCACUGGAAGCUGUGAUAUUGACACUUCAAAAGUGGUUAAAGCUGAUGAAGAUGGCUGCAUCGAUGGAGCUUCAGGUACACGUUUGGUGGUGAAUAAAUCAUGGAAGAACCCUUCUGGGGAGUGGCAUGUUGGCUACAAAUUGGUUUAUGAGCUCUUUACGGGCACUCUAACGUCCCGUUUGAAGAAAGAGAGAAAGAAAAAAUGGGAAGAGAAAAACCAAGAAGCAAUAUCAGAAGCACUGAAGCAUCUAAAUGAAUUUGAUCAGAAGCACAAAAAAGUGGAGGACAUAAACUUGAAAAAGACUAGAGAGGACCUUCAAGCUAGGGUUGAUUUUCUUGAAAAACAGGCUGAAAGUUAUGAAGAUAAGGGUCCCAUAAUUGAUGCUGUUGUAUGGAAUGAUGGUGAUGUUUGGAGGGCUGCACUUGAUACCCAAAACCUUGAGGAUGACCCGGAGAACGGAAAACUUGCAAAUUUUGUUCCCAUGACAAACUAUAGGACAGAAUUGAAAUAUGGCAUAUUUAGCAAAUUGGACGCAUGCUCCUUUGUUACAAACAUUUACAAUGAUGGAAAUAUACUCAGCAUUGUCACAGACUGCUCUCCCCAUGGCACCCAUGUUGCUGGAAUAACAGCUGCUUUUCACCCAAAUGAACCCUUACUAAAUGGAGUUGCACCAGGUGCACAAAUUGUUUCAUGUAAAAUUGGUGAUUCACGUCUGGGUUCAAUGGAAACAGGCACUGGGCUGAUUAGAGCUAUGAUAGCAGCUGUGGAGCACAAGUGCGACCUCAUCAACAUGAGUUAUGGGGAGGCGACCAUGCUCCCUGACUAUGGACGUUUUGUUGACCUUGUAAACGAGGUAGUGGACAAACACCGUGUAAUAUUCAUUAGCAGUGCUGGCAAUAGUGGGCCUGCAUUAACCACUGUGGGUGCACCUGGUGGAACAAGUUCAAGCAUAAUAGGAAUUGGGGCAUAUGUCUCGCCUGCCAUGGCUGCUGGGGCCCACUGUCUGGUUGAACCUCCUUCUGAAGGCUUGGAAUACACUUGGUCUAGUCGGGGCCCAACAGCAGACGGUGAUCUGGGUGUUUGCCUGAGUGCACCAGGUGGGGCAGUGGCCCCUGUCCCUACAUGGACCCUGCAGAGCCGUAUGCUUAUGAAUGGAACUUCCAUGGCAUCUCCAUGUGCAUGUGGAGGAGUUGCUUUGUUGAUUAGUGCAAUGAAGGCGCAAGGCAUCCCCAUCAGCCCAUACAGUGUACGCAAAGCGUUGGAGAACACUGUAGCUGCUGUGAGCUCUCAACCUGAAGAGAAAUUAUCUACUGGACAAGGUCUUCUUCAAGUAGACAGGGCACAUGAAUACAUACAACAGUCAAAGGAUCUUCCUUGUGUAUGGUAUAAAGUAAAUGUUACUCAAACAGGGCAAGAAGCCCCUAUAACAAGAGGCAUCUAUCUGAGGGAGGCCAGUGCUUCUCAGCAAUCCACAGAGUGGACUAUUCAAAUUGAGCCAAAAUUUCAUGAAGAUGCAAGCAAUUUGGAACAACUAGUUCCUUUUGAGGAGUGUAUCCAGUUGCAUUCUAGUAACCCGUUGGUUGUUAGGCCCCCAGAGUAUCUUCUCCUUACACAUAACGGGCGUAGCUUCAAUGUAGUUCUGGACCCAGCCAGUCUCAGUCAUGGAGUUCAUUACUUUGAAGUUUAUGGCACUGAUUGCCAGGCCCCUUGGCGUGGACCCAUAUUCAGGGUGCCUGUUACUAUAAUAAGACCCAUAGUUUUGAAAAAUAUGCCUCUGGUUUUGUCUCUAACAGGGAUGUCAUUUAUGCCAGGUCAUAUUGAACGAAGAUUUAUUGAGGUGCCAGUUGGUGCCACGUGGGUGGAGGCGACCAUGCGAACUCAAGGUUUGGAUACUUCUAGAAAAUUUUUUAUCGAUGCUGUUCAGUUAUGCCCUAAGAGGAGACCGAUUAAGUGGGAGAGUGUUGCAUCAUUCUCUUCGCCAUCUAUUAAAAGCUUCAGCUUUAAAGUUGAAGGUGGCCGGACGUUGGAACUUGCUAUUGCUCAGUUUUGGUCAAGUGGAAUUGGCAGUAAUGAGGCCACGAUUGUGGAUUUUGAGGUUGAAUUUCAUGGAAUUAAUGUCAAUAGAGCAGAAGUGGUACUUGAUGGAAGUGAAGCAGGGAAAAGAAUAGAGGCAAAAGCUGUAUUAUCAUCUGAGAAGCUUGCUCCUUCUGCUGUCCUGAAAAAGAUCCGAAUUCCUUAUCGACCAAUAGAAUCUGAUCUCAGUCCUUUGCCUACAAUUCAUGACAAGUUACCUUCUGGCAAGCAGAUUCUUUCAUUGACACUUACUUACAAGUUUAAAUUGGAUGAAGGAGCUGAAAUAACACCUCGGGUGCCUCUUCUCAAUAAUCGCAUUUAUGACACAAAGUUCGAAUCACAAUUUUACAUGAUUUCAGAUUCAAACAAGCGUGUGUAUGGAGUUGGCGAUGUUUAUCCAAAAAAAGUGAAGUUAGCAAAGGGUGAAUUUACACUCCGGCUGCAUUUAAGGCAUGAAAAUGUACAAUAUUUGGAGAAAAUGAAGCAGUUGGUUUUGUUCAUUGAGAAAAACUUGGAAGAAAAGGACUUUAUGAAAUUGAGCUGCUUCUCACAACCGGAUGGUCCUUUAAUGGGGAAUGGCGUCUUUAAAAAUUCAAUUCUGGUUCCAGGGAAAACAGAAGCCUUUUAUGUGGCCCCACCAUCUAAAGAUAAGCUUCCAAAGGGUUGUGUGACAGGUUCCGUGCUAGUGGGUUCAAUUUGCUAUGGAAAACUCUCACUUGGGCUCAGGAAAGGGGGGCAAAAUUCACAAGCAUGCCCUGUAACUUAUCGAAUUUCUUAUAUAGUACCUCCUCCUAAGAUUGAUGAAAAAGAAAAGGGGAAGGAUAGUUCCAGUUCCAAGAAAAGCCUUCCUGAAGGCCUUGAUGACGAGAUUCGGGAAACCAAGAUAAAGUUCCUUUCAGGUCUUCCGCAGGGAACCGAAGAAGAGCGGCUGAAAUGGAAAGAAUUUUCUGGCUCUCUCAAGUCAGAAUAUCCGAAGUACACGCCACUACUUGCAAAAAUAUUGGAGGGUUUUCUUUCUAAGGAUUCUGAUGAUAAGAUGACCCAUAACCAAGAGAUUGUAGCUGCAGCCAAUGAGGUUAUUGAUAGUGUCAACAAGGAUGAGUUAGCCAAAUACCUUUUAGAGAAGAUUGAACCUGAAGAUGAGGAUGCAGAGAAAAUUAAAAAGAAAAUGGAGACAACUCGAGACCAAUUAGCAGACGCAUUGUACAGAAAAGGACUUGCACUUGCGGUGAUUGAGACACUCAAGACUGAGAAGGCCUUGUCUAAGGAAGCAGAAGAAGAUUCUGGGAAGACAUUAACAGAAUCUGGCCAUGAGUCCGGUGAUACGGCAGACAGUUUUGAAGAGAACUUCAAAGAGUUAAAGAAAUGGGUCGAUGUUAAAUCCAGUAAAUAUGCGUUACUUUUGGUUACUCAAGAGAGGCGCUGUGGGCGACCCGGUACGGCAUUGAAGGUGCUGAAUGAUUUGAUUCAGGAGGAUGCUGACCCUCCGAAGAAGAAGCUCUAUGAGCUGCGGAUCUCUCUGCUCGACAAGAUUGGCUGGGCCCAUGUGGCAGCGUAUGAGAGGCGAUGGAUGCACGUGCGUUUCCCGCCUAGCCUCCCCCUAUUUUAACCGCAAACCAUGUCGUUCCUUUUCAUUUUUUGUUGGUUAGGGAGGCGCAUUUGGUACUAACUGCCAUUGCGAUUGCAUUGAACGACAUUCAUGUUACUCGUCUUCAGUUAGCAUUGCUCAUUUCUAAACAGCUGUUGACCAUUACAUUAGAAACAGAACAGCUACUAUGAAUCCUUUUCUUGAGCCGGUUUAUGAACAAAUUUGUCCAUGCACCUGCCAGGGCUGCCCGAUAGAUAAAUGCAAUUUUUUUGCUGCCGAUGG
Amborella trichopoda is the source of this 4592-nucleotide messenger RNA. It is a transcript of the gene TPP2, whose product is annotated as tripeptidyl peptidase ii. Gene Ontology annotation, cellular component: cytosol. The record is from RefSeq and is a predicted model, not a curated record. Lineage: Eukaryota; Viridiplantae; Streptophyta; Magnoliopsida; Amborellales; Amborellaceae. Gene Ontology annotation, molecular function: serine-type endopeptidase activity; tripeptidyl-peptidase activity. Gene Ontology annotation, biological process: proteolysis.